Molecule: messenger RNA, 3916 nt
Organism: Lolium rigidum
Lineage: Eukaryota; Viridiplantae; Streptophyta; Magnoliopsida; Poales; Poaceae
Product: probable disease resistance protein At1g61300
Exons: 3
Coding region: 1-3636 (1211 amino acids)
Molecular function (GO): ATP hydrolysis activity; protein binding; ADP binding
Source: RefSeq, a predicted model, not a curated record
AUGAGCGCCGAAGAGGUCGCGCGGAUGGACAAUCCCUCCGGCGGCCGCUUCAACAACGCCGGCCGCCGUGCCUGGUGGUAUGGGCGCGACGUCGACCGCACGCUUCGCGAGUACGCCUACCGUCCACGCGUCCGCGGGCAACGGGAGCCGGUCCACUUCCCGCAGGUGGCGUCCAUGGCGCCGACGCCUACGGAGCAGGGGGCACCGACACAGACCGCAACGUCCGGAACCUCACGCAUGGGAUCGUCCGCCGUCGGGCGCACGCGCUCGGCCACGCCCGCACCUCCUUCCGACGGCGUCGUCAUCCGCGACGACGCCAGGCGUGCCUCCUCUGCUCCGGCUCGUCGGACGACGGGGUCGGGCCACCGCUCCCGCGCAGGCGUCCAACAGAAGAUUCGAGAUGACCAGCAUACGUUGGAAGCCGUUCCAACAGACCAGGCAAGAUUAUGGCUGGAAUCGGCAAAUAGUGCUAUAUCUGAAGAAGAGGCAAACCACCUGCUUUACGAACAGAGGUACCGAUUAUGCGGGUGCUGCUACCCAAAUUUCUUGGAAAACUACAAGAUCAGUAAGCGAGCGGAUGAGCAGCAGAAACAUGUAAAAUCAAUCACGAGUAAUGCACCAGGUGAUAAUAAUAUCACACGUGCGCCAGAUCCACGUCCGGUCGAGAGUAUGCUCGUAGAUCCUGCUCCUAUGCCGCGAAGCAGAGAGGUUAUUCUCGAGGAUGCUCUCCGGUUCAUUAAGAGCAAUGAUCCCAAUGAGCGGAUAGUUGGAAUGUGGGGUCCAGACAAAGAUGAUAACACAAAUCUCCUCAAGAAGAUCAACAAUUCAUUUCUUGAAAAAAGUCUCUUUGAUUUUGUUAUCUUUGUUCCAAGCCUCAACGAUUGCUCGGUAAAAAAUAUUCAAUCUGAAAUCAUAAGCAGGCUCGGUAUCAAGCAGGAUGGUAAUGAGGCAACUCGAGCCACUAGGAUAUGUGGACAGCUCGAGAACAAAAAUUUCCUGCUGAUUGUGGAUGACCUCCGUCAGAAUCUGGACCUUCGAGCGGUUGGCAUUCCAUAUCCUCUUGGAUUUGUGGGAGAGAAGAAGAGGAAAGUGGUAAUCAUGUCACUAUCAGGAUACAGAUUCGUUGGUAAUCUAAUGGGUGUGAACAAAGAUAUUGAACUGCCUAUUUUGCAAGAGGAGGAAGCACGCGAGCUAUUUAGACAGUCAAUAAAUUACCAAGGCGAUCUUUAUUCUGAUCCCAACAUCGGGCCACAUGCUACUAAUCUGGUACGGGCAAUAAAUGGUCUGCCAUCGGAACUGGUACGUUAUGGGAAGUCAAUGCGUGGAACAACGGAUGCAAGUUCCUGGAAAGUUGCUAUAUAUGAUGCAGCAAGUAAAUUUUCGAGGUCACGUUCGAUAGAAGACACUCUCCGUCUCAUUGAGGAUGAUCCCACCUUGGGGAUAAUUGGAAUAUGGGGUCCGGGUGGAGUGGGAAAAACACAUCUUCUGAAAAAAAUCCAAGGCUUUUUCAGAGGAAGGAUGACGGUUAUAUGGGUGACAGCCUCCAGCCAGUGUUCAGUGUCGAAGGUCCAAACUCAAAUUUUGGAUGAGCUGAAACUGAAAGGUGAUGGUAAUGUGGGAAACCAAAGUGGUAUAAUCCAUGACUUCCUGGAGAAUAAAAGCUUUCUGUUACUGUUGGAUGACCUUUGGGAAAGAAUUGAUCUUGAAGCAGUUGGCUUACCACUUCCCCUUGGAAUUGAACCUUUGAGCAAACUAAAGAGAAAAGUUGUGCUCACAACAAGAUUUACAUCCGUUUGUGGUGGGAUGGAGGUCAGAAAACAGAUUCAAGUUCCAUAUCUGCAGGAGACUGAGGCAUGGGAGCUAUUUAGAGUGAAGGUUGGCGACCAAACUCUUUUUUCUCCUGGUAUUGAGGAUCGUGCAAGAAUACUUGUGACUGAAAUGAAGGGCUUGCCUUUAGCUUUGGUAACUGUGGGAAGGGCAAUGUAUGGGAAAUUUCGUCCGGAUCAAUGGGAUUCUGCCAUCCAACAUAUGAAAAAGUCAUGCUGCAUUGACACAAAUGAAGACCCACUGAAAAUGGAGGAAGAAGUUUUCAGAAAGAUCAUGUUUAGCUAUGAUAACUUGAAAAGCGAGAGGCUGAAGAAAUGUUUCUUGACUUGUGCACUGUGGCCAGAGGAUCAUGAGAUUCGCAGGGAAAAGCUUGCUCAAUGCUGGAUUGGCUUAGGUCUGGUGGAUGUGGGGGACAUACAAAAUCCCUACACAAAAGCUUAUAGUGUGAUGGGCGACCUUAUAGGUGCAUGUUUGUUAGAGGGUUGUGGAGAAUCGAAUGAUUGUGUCAAACUUCAUGAUGUGAUUCGUGAUAUGUCUUUAUGGAUCUCUUGUGGCUGCGGUGAGAACAAUGACAACUGGUUUGUCCGUGCAGGAGUUGGGCCAGAUGAAAAUUUUAGCAUCCCUUGGAGCAGUGCAGAAUGCAUCUCAUUAAUGUUCAGCAGGAUGAAGAAACUUCCUUCUAUUGGUGAUCCGCUGAAACUGAGGGUGUUAUGCCUUAAAAACAAUAUGUUGGAUGAAACAAUAAUAGAUCGAGUACUUGUGAAUUCUGCUAAACUGACAUAUCUGAACUUGAGCUAUACUAAACUCAAAGGGAUACCUGAAAGCUUAUGUCAUCUGGCAGAACUGAGACAUCUCGAUUUGUCACUUAAUGAAGGGAUAAAGGAAGUGCCUCGCAGCUUUGGAAACCUCAUUAAGCUCAAGUUCCUGUACCUGGAGGGCAGCAAAAUAGAAAAAAUACCAAAUGAGGUCAUAUCUAGACUUGUAGCAUUGGAAAUAAUACACGUGGAUCUUAUGCGGGUGUCUGAUUCUACCAGAUCUGAUGUAUUUAGAGAGUUGGGCACACUGAAUCACUUGAAAGUUGUUGUUACAUCAGUAAGACUUCUGGAUUCAUGGACAUCACUUCAUGAUGCGGCUGACCUACCCAUUCGGUCUUUAAGUUUGGAUAUAUCUCGUGAAAUAAAGGAAUUCCAUCUCUAUGAUAUUUUAUCAUUGGACUUCGCACAAACGACCUUGUGUGAAAUGGAUAUUGCAGGCGACAGAGAUGUAGAUAUAACAUUAAUACAGAGGCUUGAACAACAACCCUGCAGUUUUGGUGUUCUUAAUAAACUGACCAUCCGUAUUUUUCCAGCAUUGACAACAGUAAGAUGGAUGGGAACAUCUCCAAAAUCUGUAUUUCCAAGUCUCACUUGUUUGAGCGUGAUAGCCUGCAAGCAGCUAGAGCACCUGUCUUGGGCGAUGUAUCUGCCUUGCCUUGAAAAACUCGAUGUAUCGGACAAUCCUAGCAUGCGGAAGGCUUUUACAAGGUAUCAUGUUGACAACGGACAAGAGAGUUCCCAGACAUUUCCUUGCCUCAAGACCCUUGGUAUUUGGGACUGCAGAUCGCUGGUCACUAUUGCAGAUCCCGGUGUGACAUUCCCAUCCCUAGAGGUGCUGCAGAUUGGAGAUUGUCCGAAGCUGAAGAAGCUUCCUUUUAACAUGGACAGGUUGCCACUAAGUCUGAAGGUUCUACAUAUGGGUUCUAAAUCCUGGAGGCGAUUGGAAUUGGAAAAAGGUGUCAGAUCUUUCCUUAAGCCCAAGCUUCAAUAUUAAUAUGUUAAAUAACAUGAGCAAAAUCUGUCCAUUCGAUUCCAUGUUUCUCUCUGGGCUCAAACAAGGAUAGGCAAAGGUAUCAUCAUCUCGUCUGGGAGUGUUAUCAGGCAUGUUUAUACAGCGUGCAUGUUUAUAAAGCUUCUUUCGGCUCGAGAGGUGUGCUGUGUCUUCGCACCGCAUUUUUCUUUCCCUCUAUUUGAGGUUCAGUUCCGUCAGGUCCUAUGUUGUGAGCUGGACCGAAGUGUUGCCAGAGACGUGAUGUGCUUUCAGUUGUAUGAAA